Molecule: messenger RNA, 3628 nt
Organism: Pungitius pungitius (ninespine stickleback)
Lineage: Eukaryota; Metazoa; Chordata; Actinopteri; Perciformes; Gasterosteidae
Gene: klhdc3
Product: kelch domain containing 3
Exons: 11
Coding region: 202-1353 (383 amino acids)
Cellular component (GO): cytoplasm
Molecular function (GO): protein binding; chromatin binding
Source: RefSeq, a predicted model, not a curated record
UAGCGGACGCGGCCCCGUCACGAGGGGUCGGUAGGGGCUCCCAGUGGACAGCUCUGCGUCUCCUCUAAACACAGUUAACCACCUCGGUUAACCACAACCGACUCGACCCGAAGGUUCCAACGGCGUUGGCUUGAUGGGAUCCAGGCGAUUGACAAAGUGAUGGUCUGAGGACUCGCAGUCGCGGAGGUGCUUGCGCGUGGAAUGUUGCGCUGGUCGGUGCACCUUGAAGGAGGGCCGCGGAGAGUCAACCAUGCUGCUGUGGCGGUGGGGCACAAGGUGUACUCCUUCGGAGGCUACUGCUCCGGGGAGGACUACGAGACGCUCCGUCAGAUUGAUGUGCAUGUCUUCAACACAGUGUCUCUGCGCUGGAUGAAGUUGCCUCCUGUGAGGAUCGGAGGAGGACACGAACGUGUCCGCGAAGUGCCGUAUAUGCGUUACGGCCACACCGCUGUGCUGCUGGAAGACAUUAUCUACCUCUGGGGUGGUCGUAACGACACGGAGGGGGCCUGCAAUGUGCUUUAUGCCUUUGAUGUCAACACCCACAGAUGGUUCACCCCCAAGAUUUCGGGAACUGUUCCGGGGGCCAGAGACGGCCACUCCUCCUGCGUCCUGGGGAAGGCAAUGUAUAUAUUUGGAGGAUACGAGCAGCUGGCUGACUGCUUCUCCAAUGACAUCCACAAGCUGGACACCACCACCAUGGUUUGGUCAUUAAUUAAUACCAGAAGCACACCGGCACGCUGGAGGGACUUCCACUCUGCCACCAUCAUCGGGACGAAGAUGUUUGUGUUCGGAGGGCGAGCGGACCGCUUCGGUCCCUUCCACUCCAACAACGAGAUCUACUGCAACAAGAUCAAAGUGUUCGAUACGCAGACCAACUGCUGGCUGAGCACGCUGACCACACAGCCGCUGCCAGAGGGACGCAGGAGUCAUUCAGCCUUUUCCUACAAAGGGGAGCUGUACAUAUUUGGCGGAUACAAUGCACGUCUGGACCGGCACUUCAAUGACCUCUGGAAAUUCAAUCCAGAAGCCCUUUCCUGGACGAAGGUAGAACCAAAGGGGAAAGGCCCGUGUCCCCGGAGACGCCAGUGCUGUUGUAUGGUUGGGGAUCGAAUCAUCCUCUUUGGAGGAACCAGCCCCUGUCCGGAGCAAGGAAUGGGUGACGAAUUUAACCUCAUGGAUCAUUCAGACCUGUAUAUCUUAGACUUCAGCCCUAAUUUGAAGAUGUUAUGCAAAAUAGCUGUUAUUCAAUACAGUCUGGAGCAGUCAGGACUCCCACAUGAUCUCAGGUGGGAACUGGCGGCCAUGACCACCAACAGCAACAUCAGCAGGCCCAUCUUCUCCUCCCACGGCUGACGCCACAGAAUGUGAAGCAGACCUGGGACUGCCCGCUCCGAUUCAGGACACCGAGCUUUUAAUCCUUCUAAUCAAGCUGCGAUGGACUGGGGUUUUUUUUGUAGAGUUUGGACCCUUACGGGAUUAUUUUUUCCCACGUUCACUUCAAGUGACAACUCAUUACUGACCAAGACAUCCCACAUGUGACUUCCUCGGAAACCGGAUUUUUUAACACCCCGAGACACUGGUUUACGUGUGACGAAAAUCUAUAAAAUCCUGUUCACCUUCUUGUCUUCUUUUGUAGAAUCUCUAAAGAUCCAUUCAGCCUAUGAUAAUCAUAGACUUCUAAUCACAAGCACAGGAGGGACGAGGACCUCAGCUGAAGGUAUCGCAGAACUGAACCCUUUCUGGUCAUGAGUUUGUGAAUCUAGCAGCCCCACCGUGGUCAUAAAACCAUGGAGCAACUACCACGUCAAUCAAGCAGUGUGGAGAGGACGUAGCCAGAACUUGUUACCUAGGUGUUAAAUGCAGAGAGCGUGAGUAUUGGGUGUUCAGUGUUCUGUGAGAUGUCCCGUGUGUCCGCCCGGUAAAAGUCCAUCUACCUCCCUCGAUACGGCGCGUUUCAUUGAGGCUUUCAGACUUCCCGUAUAUUUUACCUCCACGUUACCGCCAGAACAAAAGGGUCCCUUUCACAUCGUUUUGGUCUGUAGUUUUCCUCCGAGAAAUGCUUCAGCGUCCCUGGAGCAGUGCGACUCCAACCUGCAGCUCACUAAUAGGCAUCAUGUAGUUGUUCCUCUUGUAGACAAUCCUGAAGCGAUCGGACUUUUCUCUUGACCCGCUCAGUCCCUGUGAGGGGUGGUGGGAUCGGGGGGGGGAGGGGGAAGAGGAAAGUGCAUGGGUGCUUGUGUCUGAAUGCGAGCAGAUCAUAACCUGAGCAGAUGUUAUCACACACUCGCCACACAGCUGGACAAUGACUUGGGGACAUUUAUUCAGGUCGUGUGUUUUCAUUCUAAUCCCCCAUUUUAGAACAAAACUUUGAAAACACGGUGGUGGUGGUGGGCUUUUUUUAAAAUAACGUUUUAUCUCAGCCCACUUUAGUCAAAUGAUACGGUUGGUGAUAUCUUGAAGUGGUUAUGUAAUAUGUAGUAUCUGAAAACAUGCUAAAUAAAGCAUUAGGACUUCUCAGUGGAUGGAUUGGUGCGUGUACAGCAGGACAACUCCAGGUAAACUGGAGUGAACAUUUAUGGGAUUUAUGGCGACUGCCGAAGUCUGCAGGCAGAUGUAUCCGGCUUUGGAUACACACACAAUACCUUUUUUGAUAUUUUUAUGUUUGACGAAUACAGCAUAUCACCAGACGUAUCCUUUGAGUAAAUAAUAAUAGGGCAUGCCAUUGAAAUUAACGACUUGGUGACGACGAAUAUACAGGUGCUAAAGUUUUAUUUAUACUGCCUGUUGGCUGGUGGUAUUAACUUGUGUUACCACGCUGUUGUGAGCUGCCUUGAAGCUUUCAGUCGUGGUCUGGACCGGCCAGAUAGUCCAGAUAGACAGAUAUAUCAGUGUCUGAUUAGCUGGCUGGAAUCAAACCCUGCAGGGCUCCGGGUCCCAAACACCAGGGCUGGAUAACACUGACCUGCGUGGUAAAUGUUUACAAAUCCGUGUGUUCCAUGUGAGUCAGUGUAAACAACCCCAAACGCAGGUCGAAGUCACUCAAUAACUGCACUAAAGCCCAUCGUGGCGGGACAGGCCUUACAGAGAGGAGACAAGGGGACGGUGGUCUGCCUGAAUUUGAUUUUAGACCCAGCGGUGCCAAUGUGACUGGGUCUUACGGCCCGUAGGCCGCACACAGGCAGGGACGUAUCGCACGCCCGAUAUGGCUCAGAAGCGCCGUCACCGGGACGACGCGUCAGACGAGAACCACCGGGGAGCCGACAGUGUGUUUAAGGGGAAAAGUCAAUACUGUCCUGUCCAAGCUCUUUUUUUAUUUUAUUUUCAUCUAAAGUUUGAUGUGGAAGUCAUUUUUAUUUGGUCUUUUGUUGUGCGUGAGGAUUAUGAGUGAUGGUAUUUACGGUCAAGUGCUUUUCAGGAAUACGACAAAGUGACCGUGGAGGCACUUUGGUCAAAAAUAAAAUACUCGCGUAACAAAUCUCAGUGGUGGUCACUUAAGGAAGGCUGUCAUGAGGACUUUUGGUGAUUCAGCCUGGAUAUGAUGCCAUUGCAGUGAUGUUAAACUGCAGUUUGCCCUUGUUAUUUCUAAUUUGACUUUGUAAAAAAAAAAAAAACAUUAAAAAAAAAGAAC